AUGCCCGUCCCUUCGUCCGACCCAGCGAUUCCAGCCGCCAGCGACGUUGCGCUCAUGGAGGGAUCCAGCGAUCAUGAUCUCCUCAGCACAAGUAGGGAAAACAUCGCUGGCCCUUCGACAUCGCCGGCGCAGAGGAAGCUCCCUCCACGCGGACGGCCCAGAAACCCAGCGGCCAGGCUCACAACCGCGGAAAAGGCAGAUAAUUUGGCGCUAUGGCGCUUCAAGUGCGACAUCUGCUGGCAUAUAGCGUCCUGCAAGGGCGACAUGACGAAACACAAGAAAGUCCAUGCUGAGAAAUCGUUUUUUUGCAAGGACUACGGUUACCCAUGCCUAAAACCGCGCCAUUUCGGACGACUGGACGCGGUCAAGCGCCAUGUUAACUGUCAUCUCGGAAAUGCAUGGGUGGAGGAAAUGAAGAGCGGUAGAGAUAUCGAGAAGCUGAGGAAGAUACAUGAGGACUGGCGUCAGUUGGAGAUGGGAAGCAGUGAAGACGAACCGUGGACUUUCCCGCUGAAUCCGACUAGUCCCCAGGAUUCUAAUGCUUGA
This is a messenger RNA of Cyclocybe aegerita, 546 nucleotides long. The record is from the annotation of a GenBank genome assembly. Lineage: Eukaryota; Fungi; Basidiomycota; Agaricomycetes; Agaricales; Hemipholiotaceae.